Molecule: messenger RNA, 3698 nt
Organism: Amoebophrya sp. A120
Lineage: Eukaryota; Dinophyceae; Syndiniales; Amoebophryaceae
Source: the annotation of a GenBank genome assembly
CCGGCUUCGUGGUAGGUUCUGGGAGGGAUUUUUACUUCGGUGUGCGGAAAAGUGCAGAAGCAGUUUUGAAUCUCGAAAUUUAAGCUGAUGCGUAAAGUAAUUGAUGACAAAGAGAAGACCCACGUACGACCGACAAGACAAACUAGAAGUCUUGAACAUCGAGCAAAGUUUUCGAAAGGGAAAGGGUCGAUAAGUAGUGCUAUUGUGUAAACCACUUAUCAGGUGACUGUACUUAUAGUAACAACAUGUUCCUGUAUAUUCAGAUUUACAAAAGCGACUGAAAGUUACAUUUUAUCACCCUGACGACCUCGCGGUUUUUUUUUUAUUUAAGUAUCAUUAAUAACUGACACUGAGAAAAACUAAAAGAUCUUGAUGAAAAACGAGAAAAAAUGGCUGCGAACACGCGAAGGAGGUCCUGCUGCUGUCGGUUUUUGGAUUGGUGCUACAGCGAUUUAGAGGUGGUGAAUAACGAUGUCGAAGACCUGUGGUUCAACGAGCCCCGCGUCUGCCUCCGCAGCUGGCCCUUCUUGCUCGCCUUCUGCCGCGUGGUGAGUACCAUCGGCUACACGCUGGCUAUCGUGCUGCCUUUCUUCAGCACCGAGGAGCUGUACCGAGCCUACUUGCCUUAUUUGACACGAGUGAAUGUCAUUAUCGGCUUUCUCUUCUACAUCCUGCUCUUUUACCGAGACCGCCGGCUGUACCAGCAGGCGUGCGCAAUCAGCCUACUGCGGGACCAUGAGGACCAAAUUCAGGAGACCGCUUACCGGGCUAGCGUGUUGACGGGAAGCGCUAGUAACGCGCCUGGUCAACAAGGUCGUCAACAUUCAUCCGGGAUGAACUUUUUGCGGGCGAGCCAGGCAAUCCCGCUGACUAGCUCCAUCAAGUCGCUGCAGGACGCAGAGGAACUGCUGCUGAGUGAGGAGGGCGUGCGGCAGCGCACGGCAUCCGAACUGCUCCAGUCGGGCGGAACAAUGGCAAGAAGAUCCUCUCAGGUGGCGCCGGCUUUUCAGGAUGAGGGGGACCAUGCAACAGCGACUGCGGCCGACGCGACCAGCAACGUGCUGCUUCCGCGGAGCUUUAACCACGUGCGCAUCCAUCAGCAGGGCAGCUCGAAUUUGACGCGGGUGAUGCGCCUGCUGCAGGAGUGGAUAGUCGUCAUGUCCUUAAUGAUUUUUGGGUUCUAUUGGCUCUUGAUCUACAGCCCGGCCAACUUUGCGCCGGUCGGCACGAACGCCGACCAGGUCCGGGAACAGCAAACCGACCCGUCACGGUCGCCGUUGGACGCAAUGAUGGCCACGCGGGUGACCUGGCAGGACCUGCGCCUGCUGGAGGCGCAGGAACGAUGGAUAAACACCGCAGCGUUCUACCAGGCCGAGGCGAAUUUCGGCGCGCGCGUGCCCCCGAUUGAUUUAUCAAGUGUAAAAAUGUCUGGGUCUGGAAGAAUGCAAGAUUUGUCAUGCAGAUUUUCCAUGACCCAUGAGGUCUGGAAUGCAGGACCUAGCAUGACAGAUUCUGCGCGAUCUCUCUCAUGCCUAUCCUGCAUGAGAAACUCCCUCCCGACUUGGUCAAAACUGGACGACUUUUGGUAAUCAUGCAACACAGAUUUUUAAAUACUUCAGAUUUAGCAUGACAAGUUGCAUUCUUCCAGACCCAGACAUUUUUACAUUUGAUAUGAUUUCCAAAAGAGCAACUACUCGCAGCCCGUCCAGUAUCGUACGAAAAAAGUGUUUCACUGUAAGGAUUUUGCAGGUUUUGCAUCACAAGUUCGUUCUACAUGACAGAGAAAAUUUGCCAUGCAAGCUUCCUAAGAGAAAACACACCUAAAAAUCCAGUUCCUUGCAUGUGUAGCAAGACAAAUACUUCUGUGUUCCAUUUUAUGCAUCCCAAGUUUACAGUGAAACAGUUUUUUCCUGUGAUAUCCAGCCGAAUUUUCUCCCCGAUAGAAGUUCUUCCACCUCCGCGGCGCGACUGCCGGCAGACUUUACGACCGUCGCCAGCUUUUCCGCCGUCGAGGCCCGGGCGCCGCUGCUGCUCGACGAGCACAACCCGAUGCUCGAUCCGGAGAACGACCUAACCCAGGCCCAGCGCCGGGAGAUCGUGGACCGCGAGCGGACAGAGGCGGCCAAAGUGGCCCAGGAGUACGCCAACAACGAGGACGCGGACCGCCAGCUGUCCCCGACACCCACCGGCUCCUCGUUUCGCGCGGUCGGCAGCACGAAGCAGGAGAGGUACCCGACGGCCUACAAGCUGUACAGGCUGGGCAAGAGCAUGAAGAGCCUGGAGUUUUGGAUUUGCCUGUUCGAGCACGCGCUGAUUCUUUUCGCGGCCACCACGGAGUUGUGCCUCUUCCAACACCGGUUCCUGACGGGGCGGCUGGUGCUGCUGCUGUUUCUCGCGCUCACGUGGCUCGCGACCAACAUUGCCUACACGCUCGCGCUGCGCACGCCCUUGUACGCCAUGCUCGAUUGGGGGACCAACGUCGGCAAGGCACUCGCGUACGUCGGCGCAGUGCUACUAUUCCUAUCCAAGAAAAAAACGUUGUUAGUGUAACUUUUUUGCAGGACGAACAGCAUCACAGAUUUGUUUUGUAUGACGGAAAACCUGUCAUGCGUAGCUAGUAAGCGAAAACACGUAUAUGUAUUAAAAUAGCCUCUGACGCAUAUCCGGCAUGACAAGUGGAAGUGUAACUGUAUUGCAACAUCUGCAAGACAAAGUUGUUUUUUUCUUGGAUAAUUCCUCACCCUCGUCUACUACGCACUGCUGUGCGCGCACCGCUCGCGCUGCCUCAGUGCCAGCCCGUACUACCCGAGGCUGACCGGUUCGUCGGGCGUGCCAGCCGGUGCGGGCGACGAGGAAGAUCAGGGUUUACUGGACGAGAGCGAAAAGGAAGAAACAUAUUGAUUGCGGAAGAACAAGAACAGUAUUCAAUUCUUGAGCAGAGCUGGACCUGGAGCCAAUAAAAGGAACUACCGCGCUGUGCCAACAUGCCCCUGGCCUCUAGGGGGUUGAGCUCGAGUGACGUUGCACGAGCCCCAUACUAAUUAAGGUAGGAAAUGGAACUUUGUCUUUGUAGUAGCACCUCUACUCCAACUUCAACUUAAUCUUCUUUGCAGCUUUUAGUACGUCUCUAUAGUAUAAGUUGUACAUACUGAUGUUGCAAUUGGUAUUGCAUGCAAGAGGAACGGCUCCUCUUCUACAAGAAAAACUUGGACAAAAUUAAAAGCCAUAUACUGCCAUAGAAGUAGCGAUCGCUUAUAUGUACACUAUAUGUUGUCCUGUCUUAUCAUGUGAAAAGCAAAAGCCUCGACCUCGAGUGGUCAACCGUUUUCUGCGUGUAGAGCUCUCCUCACCAAGCACCAGAAACGGCAAGAGUAAAAACGACUGGCGGACAAGCAGGAGCACCAGACGUUUGAAAAUACGCAUGCUUGGGAUUCAGAACUACACCAAAGGUUUUAUAGAUUACUAUUGCAACACCAUCUUCAAGCAAACCCACUUACUCGAGCGAUUUUGCAAUUUGCAACAUGAAAAACAACUUCUGAUCUACCAAGUAUCGAUUGGCUUUCUGCGCGGACACAGGUUGCAGCUGCAACAAACUAUACGUACAAUGCUUUCGAUGCAGACUGCGCAAUUAAAAUUGUGCUCUACGAUAGAAGAUACGUAGGCUUAGGGACGUAAGUGCGCCGGCGGUCUGACGAUUC